Messenger RNA from Dentiscutata erythropus, 682 nucleotides. The record is from the annotation of a GenBank genome assembly. Lineage: Eukaryota; Fungi; Glomeromycota; Glomeromycetes; Diversisporales; Gigasporaceae.
CAGAAUUAACCUUCCUGUUCAUGAAAUGACUUUCGCAUUCACUAAUUAUAUGAAUAAAGAUAUGUUUGUAAUAGGGAAUAUGUUUACAAAUUAUAUGAAGAAUACUUUUACAACUCAUAUGAAAUAUUUUAUGGAAAAUACGUUUACAUAUCAUAUGGAGAAUUUACUUGCCAACUCUAUGUGGAAUACAUCUACUAGUAUAAAUUAUUCGAAAGGCUCAUUCUUGAAUUAUAUGAGAAGUAUAUUUACGAAUAAUAUAAUGCAGAUGAAUGUUUCUAAUACUCUAGCUGACGCCAGAGUGGAUAAAGAUAUAAGAAUAGAUAAAAGCAUUGAAAUUGACUGUGCUGAAUCGAAUGUUGAUUCUUAUAAAGUAAUUCAAGACACUGUAAAUCUUAAUAAUUAUACGAAUAAUGAAAGUUCUUGUGAGUUUUCUGUCUUUGAAGAACACUCUAAAACAACUAUGCCACAAACGAAAAGAUAUGGAGUUAAAGGCAAUUAUUUGCCUGCCUCUGCUUUAUAUACUCAUCAAAAUGAGUUAUAUCUUUCGGCCUUAUCAAAUGAAAGUCUUGUUGAAACUUUUGCUAAUCAUGUGAUUAACCCAGACUAUACCUAUGUUGUUUAUCUUUUUGAACAGUAUCGUAAUUCUCAGCUUGGUGAACAAAAUGGUGUAUCAAUGUUUUAG